AUGCAAGCCCGGAGGGCCAAGGGACUCUGCUACAACUGUGAUGACCAAUAUAAACCCGGCCAUCGUUGUCGUACAACACCCUUCUUACUUUUGCAGACUGAGGAAGAUACCAACGACGCACCUGACACAGAUUCCCCAUCGGUUCUUGCUUUGGCAUCUUUGCCCCUCCCUCCACCACCAUCUGAUUAUGAUGACCAGGACACUUCGGCAUUUCAGGUAUCCAUACAUGCUUUAAAUGGGUCUUCGUCUUGUCAAACAAUGAAAAUGACUGGUUGGUUAAUGGGGCACAAGGUGCGUGUCCUUAUUGAUUCGGGUAGUACUCAUAACCUGAUUCAACCAAGGAUAGCAAAGCAACUGGGACUUCGCCUGGAACCAGCACCUCCGUUCUCAGUUAUGGUCGGCAACGGAGAUCGACUUCUUUGUUCGGGAAAGGUACCAUCCAUCUCCAUUGGGCUAGAAGGGCAUGAUUUUACACUGGACUUGUUUCUUUUGGAUAUUUGGGGGGCUGAUGUCGUUUUAGGUGUACAGUGGCUGGUACAAAUUGGCCCAUUUAUUGCGGACUAUAAGGCCCUUUUCAUGUCCUUUUAUGAUUCCUAUGGCAACUACAUUACUCUUCAUGGGGACAAGCCUAUACAAGUCAGCCCAGCCACCUGCCAACAACUUAGAUGUCUUAUACACAUGGACUCUGUUGCCUCAGCUCAUUUAUUGGCAAUUUCAGAAAUUGAAAAUGUUUAUGACUCUUCUACACUUCAAGUACCAGAAACCUUACAAACCCUACUUUCAAAGUAUCAUUCUGUUUUUGCCAAACCCCAAGGACUGCCUCCGUUUCGACAACAAUCUCAUCACAUUCACUUACAGCCAGGUGCAUCCCCCAUCAAUGUACGCCCCUAUAGAUACCCCCAUUCGCAGAAGCAAGACAUGACCAACAUCAUUGAGGAUAUGCUUAAACAAGGCAUCAUUCGACCGAGUGUGAGCCCAUUUUCUUCACUUGUGCUCUUAGUUAAAAAAAAGGAUGGUACUUGGCGUUUCUGCGUUGAUUAUAGGGCCUUGAACACUACAACAAUCAAGGAUCGUUUCCCUAUCCCAACGGUUGAUAAGCUCAUUGACGAAUUACAUGGUGCCAAAAUUUUUUCUAAGCUUGACUUACGGGCUGGUUACCACCAGAUUAGAGUUGCUCCCGAAAACAUUCAUAAGACGGCCUUCACAACUUUAGAUGGCCAUUAUGAGUUCCUUGUCAUGUCGUUUGGGCUGACCAAUGCUCCCUCAACUUUUCAAGCCACCAUGAAUGAUAUCUUCAGACCCUAUUUGCGCCAUUUUGUGCUAGUCUUCUUCGAUGACAUUUUGGUUUAUAGCUCAUCUAUGGAGGCUCACUACAACCACUUAGCUACGGUACUCCAACUUCUAGCUCAUAAUCAGCUUUAUGCAAAGCUUUCAAAGUGCACAUUUGGGCAAACCUCUAUCGAGUAUCUCGGGCAUGUGAUUGGAGACCAAGGGGCUUUGAAGGCAGCACUCACUAGUGUCCCUGUCUUGGCUCUAUCUGAUUUUUCAUUACCUUUUUCGAUAGAAGCGGAUGUUUCUAACGUCGCCAUUGGCGCUGUACUCACUCAGGCGGGCCACCCUGUGGCAUAUUUUAGUAAAAAAUUGGGGCCCCAAAAGCAGCUAGCCAGCACCUAUGUGAGAAAGUUAUAUGCCAUCACUGAGGUUGUGCAUAAAUGGCACCAAUAUUUGAUAGGAAGACCCUUCACCAUCUACAUUGAUCAGCAAAGCAUUAAGAACAUGAUGAACCAAACAGUUCAAACACCGGAGCAACAAAAGUGGCUGGUGAAGUUAUUGGGUUUUCAAUAUUCAAUCGAAUAUAAACCUGGGAGACAAAAUAGUGCUGCUGACGCUCUGUCAAGGUGUUACACAAUGCAGAUUACCCACAUGGCUAUGACCCAACCCAUUUUGUCCUUUUUAGAUGACUUGUGUAACUUUUAUCUUACAGCUGAGCAAGGAGAACAAUUAUGGGCACAAGCUGCGGCCAAUGGGGGUGACGGAUUGACAAUCGCAGAUGGGUUGUUGUUCUUCAAGGGACGAGUUUAUGUUCCUGAAAAACAUCCAUUACGAGCUUUAUUAUUACAUGAAUUCCAUUCUUCCCCUACUGGAGGUCAUGCAGGGGUGAAGAAAACUUUAGCUCGUUUGGCAGCUAACUUCCACUGGCCUAACAUGCGACAUGAUGUCGAGUCUUUCAUCAAGCUAUGCGCUACAUGUCAGCAAGUGAAGUAUGAGACUGCGAAACCCGGGGGACAUUCAACUCCAUUACCUAUUCCAUCAAACAUAUGGGAAUAUUGCAGACUUCAUGGAAUGCCCUCCACCAUAGUCAGUGAUAGAGACCCGAAGUUUCUAAGCAUUUUUUGGAAGGAAUUAUUCAAGCUGCAGCAAACUAAAUUGUUUCAUAGUAGUGCCUACCAUCCUCAGUCCGAUGGCCAAACCGAGGUUCUCAACAGAUGUCUCGAGACCUAUUUGCGAAGCUUUGUGAGUGACAAACCGCGGCUGUGGACUAAAUUUUUACAUUGGGCAGAAUUUUCCUACAACACUUCUAAACAUUCAUCUACUGGUUUCACCCCCUUUGAAGUAGUGUAUGGAAGACCCCCACCUUCAAUUUUGUCUUAUUUACCAGGAGCCUCAAAGGUAGCACAACUUGAUUCUGGUCUUAUAAAGAGACAACAAAUUUUGAGCAUGCUUAAGGCAAAUUUAGCAAGGGCUCAAAACAGGAUGAAAAUGCAGCAUGAUCUCUCUGUUAGCAAACGACCAUCUCAGAAACUUGCGAAAAGAUAUUUUGGACCCUUCAAAAUACUUCGCAAGCUUGGUCCGGUGGCUUACGAGUUGGAGUUACCAUCUGAAGCAAAGAUCCAUCCGGUCUUUCACGUAUCUCUGCUAAAAAAAUGUUAUGGUUCCCAUACUGAUCAUUAUGCUCCACUACCCAAAACCUUUGUGGAAGAUCAACCAGUUUUGGAACCGAGCGACAUUCUGAACUGCAGGACAACUAUGCUCAAUGGUGUUGUAACCAAGCAAUACCUCAUACAAUGGAAAGACCUUGCAGCUGUUGACGCUACCUGGGAGUGGGAAGAAGAUAUGAAAGUCAAUUAUCCUCUCUUCAACCUUGAGGACAAGGUUGUUCUUGGAGAGCAUGGCAAUGAUAGGCCUCCCAUUCGAUCCAAAUCCACAAGGCUCAAGACCCAGCCUGUUCGCUACAAGGACUAUGAGUUGGAUCGAAAAUGA
Molecule: messenger RNA, 3261 nt
Organism: Corchorus capsularis
Lineage: Eukaryota; Viridiplantae; Streptophyta; Magnoliopsida; Malvales; Malvaceae
Source: the annotation of a GenBank genome assembly